Salvia miltiorrhiza (redroot sage) is the source of this 2858-nucleotide messenger RNA. RefSeq names its product FT-interacting protein 1. Lineage: Eukaryota; Viridiplantae; Streptophyta; Magnoliopsida; Lamiales; Lamiaceae. The transcript has a single exon. Bases 350 to 2707 code for a protein of 785 amino acids. The record is from RefSeq and is a predicted model, not a curated record.
AGGUUUGAAUGAACAAUUAAUUGCAAUAGGAGAUAAAAUAUCAUUUUAGAAUAGAGAAUCUGGGUCUCCUCCAAAACCUCCUUUAGCCUCCACUCCAUUGCCCCCUCAAGCUACCAUAAUGCUGCAGAAGAGAUCGAUGAUGCUCUCCGAUCCUCUCUAAGAAAAAGCAAAUUCUUGUAACCUUUCAAUCACUUUCCAACCUUACAACCAAACACUUUCACUGCUAGCAAUCAAAAUUUCAUAUACAAAAAAGAAAACAGAGGAGGAAGAAGAAAGUCAUCAAGAUCAAAUUCAGACAGUUGUAAGAGAUUGCAUUAGAUUUCUGUCCUAACUCUACAAGGCUGCAUAAAUGGCGGCGAAUCGAGACGAGUACAACAUCAAGGAGACGAAGCCGCAGCUGGGCGAGCGGUGGCCCCACGGCGGCGUGCGCGGCGGCGGAGGGUGGAUCACGAGCGAGAGGCUGAGCAGCACGUACGACCUCGUGGAGCAGACCUACUACCUGUACGUCCGCGUGGGUAAAGCCCAGAACCUCCCACCGAAUCCAGUGACCGGAACCUGCGACCCCUACGUGGAGGUGAAGCUGGGCAACUACAAGGGCAAGACGCAGCAUUUCGAGAAGAAAACCAACCCCGAGUGGAACCAGGUAUUCGCCUUCGCCAAGGACAAGAUCCAAUCCUCUGUCCUCGAAGUUUACGUGAGAGACAGAGAGAUGGUCGCCAAAGACGAGUAUCUCGGAAAAGUGGUGUUUGAUCUGAACGAAGUCCCGACGCGAGUCCCGCCGGACAGCCCCCUGGCCCCGCAGUGGUACAGGCUGGAGAAUCGGCGCGGGGAGACCAAGGUCAGAGGGGAGGUCAUGGUGGCGGUGUGGAUGGGCACGCAGGCCGACGAGGCCUUCCCGGAGGCUUGGCACUCCGAUGCCAGUUCCGUCACAGGGGAGGGUGUUUUCAGCGUCAGGUCCAAGGUGUACGUCUCGCCUAAACUGUGGUACAUCAGGGUGAACGUGAUCGAGGCUCAGGAUGUGGAGUGGGAUGACAAGAGCCAGCCCUCUCAGGUGUUUGUCAAGGCUCAGCUGGGGAAUCAGAUGCUCAAGACUAAACCAUGUGCCACAGGCUCCACCAAUCCCUUCUGGAACGAGGAUUUGGUGUUCGUGGCGGCCGAGCCUUUCGAGGAGCAGCUGGUGAUCGUAGUGGAGAACAAGGCCAAGGCGAACAAGGAUGAAGCUGUGGGGAGGCUCAGCCUGCCUCUCGGGAAGUUCGAGAAGCGGCUGGAUCAUCGACCGGUGCAUUCCCAGUGGUACAACCUGGAGAAGUUCGGGUUCGGGGCCCUGGAGGGGGAGAAGAGGAAGAUAAACAAGUUCUCCACGAGGAUCCACCUGCGCGUGUGCCUGGAAGGCGGGUACCACGUGCUGGACGAGUCCACUAUGUAUAUCACGGACCAGAGGCCCACCGCCAGGGAGCUCUGGAAGCAGCCCAUCGGGAUACUGGAGCUCGGGGUGUUGAGCGCUCAGGGGCUCGCACAGAUGAAGCCCAAUAAGAGCACGGACGCCUAUUGCGUCGCCAAAUACGGCCACAAGUGGGUGAGGACGCGCACCAUAGUGCAGACCACUAGCCCCAAAUGGAACGAGCAGUAUAUAUGGGAGGUCUACGACCCCUGCACCGUCGUCACCCUCGCAGUCUUUGACAACUGCCAUCUGGGUGGCCACGGGGCUAAUCAGGCCGCCCGGAAGGAUUCCAGAAUCGGAAAGGUACGUAUCAGGCUAUCCACACUGGAAACCGACAAAAUCUACACUCAGUCGUACCCGCUGCUCACUCUUCAGCCCGCGGGGUUGAAGAAAAUGGGAGAAUUGCAACUAGCGUUUAGGUUCACUUGCCUCUCAUUAGCACACUUGCUGUACCUCUACAGCCGCCCCUUGCUACCAAAAAUGCACUACAUCCACCCUUUCACGAUCAGCCAACUAGACAGCCUCCGGUUCCAGGCGAUGAACAUCGUGGCGUCGCGGCUGGGCAGGGCGGAGCCGCCCCUGCGCAAGGAGGUGGUGGAGCACAUGCUGGACGUGGACUCGCACAUGUGGAGCAUGCGGCGGAGCAAGGCGAAUUUCUUCCGGAUAGUGUCGCUCUUCUCGGGGGUGAUCGGGGUGAGCAAGUGGGUGGGGCAAGUGUGCGAGUGGAAGAAUCCGAUGACGAGCGUGCUAGUACACGUGCUCCUCUGCAUCCUCAUCUGCUACCCGGAGCUCAUCCUGCCGACCACGUUCCUCUACAUGUUCCUGAUCGGGCUGUGGAAUUUCAGGGCGCGGCCGCGGCAGCCUCCGCACAUGGACCCGAAGCUGUCGUGGGCGGAGGCGGUGCACCAGGACGAGCUGGACGAGGAGUUCGACACGUUCCCGACGUCCAAGGCGGAGGACGUGGUGCGCAUGAGGUACGACCGGCUUCGGAGCGUGGCGGGGAGGGUGCAGACGGUAGUGGGGGAUUUGGCGACGCAAUGCGAGAGAUUGAUGGGAUUGCUGAGCUGGAGAGAUCCCAGAGCUACCGCCAUUUUUGUGGCAUUCUGCCUGGUAGCAGCAGUGGCGCUGUAUAUUACUCCUUGCAAGAUCGUGGUUAUGUUGGCGGGAUUCUAUUGGCUGAGGCACCCCAGGUUUAGGAGCAAGAUGCCUUCCGCGCCUAGCAACUUCUUCCGCCGCCUGCCCGCCCGGGCGGAUUGCAUGCUCUGACUCUCCUCUAUUUUCUUACACCAUCACAUCAUUGUAAUGCAAACUCCUAACUCAAUUCACAUUUUUAUAUAUUUACAACAUUACUAACAAUAUCUAGCUUUUAGAAUUAUAUAAGAGUUAAUUAAUUAUAAGCCUUUAAGCAUUAUUUUUG